ACCAUGUAUGUGGGAUAUCUGUUGGAUAAAGAGAGCGGCAUGUAUCACCAAGGGCCCGCGAGAAGAUCCAGCAUCAAUCUGCCUCCACAGAACUUUGUCUCCACUCCACAGUACCCCGACUUUACCGGAUACCAUCAUGUGCCAAACAUGGAAACGCACGCACAGUCUGCGGGCAGCUGGGGCCCAACAUACGGGGCCCCGAGAGAGGACUGGGGCGCAUAUAGUUUAGGACCGCCUAAUACAAUUCCCACACCAAUGAACAACACGUCACCGGGUCAGGUUCCGUACUGCUCUUCUGACUACAGUCACAUGCAUCCGCCCGGAUCUGCGGUCUUACAACCACCGCCGGAGAACGUAACAGUCGGACAACUCUCUCCUGAUAGAGAAAGACGCAAUUCGUAUCAGUGGAUGAGUAAAACUGCGCAAUCAUCUUCCACAGGUAAAACAAGGACGAAGGAGAAAUACAGGGUAGUUUACACAGACCACCAGAGGCUGGAGCUGGAGAAAGAGUUUCAUUUUAACAGAUACAUCACCAUCAGAAGGAAAUCUGAGCUGGCUGUCAAUCUGGGAUUGUCCGAAAGACAGGUGAAAAUCUGGUUCCAGAACCGCAGAGCUAAAGAGAGGAAGAUGAUUAAGAAGAAGAUGGGUCAGUCUGACGGCAGCGGGGGUUCGGUCCACAGUGACCCGGGAUCAGUCAGCCCUCUGCCGGUGCCGGGCUCUCUCAGCCCCACGGACAUCCACGUUCCCUCCAUGUUCCCUCCUCAGAUGAACCAACUGCCUUCUAUCAGGAAUAUACAGCAGGUUUCAGUGACUCAGUGACAGUCCGGACCACAGGUCCAGCACCGGUCUGGACCUGGACCUGGACCUGGAUCGGCACCAGAACCAGAAGUGAGCACUCCGACUCUGUGACAGGACACUUGAUGCAGAGAAUCCAGGGAUUUUAACCCACGACG
Cynoglossus semilaevis (tongue sole) is the source of this 953-nucleotide messenger RNA. RefSeq names its product caudal type homeobox 4 (gene cdx4). Gene Ontology annotation, biological process: anterior/posterior axis specification; cell differentiation; animal organ morphogenesis. Gene Ontology annotation, molecular function: DNA-binding transcription factor activity, RNA polymerase II-specific; RNA polymerase II transcription regulatory region sequence-specific DNA binding. The record is from RefSeq and is a predicted model, not a curated record. Gene Ontology annotation, cellular component: nucleus. The transcript is spliced from 3 exons. Lineage: Eukaryota; Metazoa; Chordata; Actinopteri; Pleuronectiformes; Cynoglossidae. The coding region runs from base 4 to 819 and encodes 271 amino acids.